AGUAUGUUUGUUCAAUUUGGCACAAGUAAACUUUAGUCCCAUUCCCCAUUAACCGUUCCUAAUCCGUUAAAUUUCCGUAUUCUCUACGUCAGUGUUAGGAACGAGGGAAUCCCUUGCCGUUUAAAUCAUGUACAAAUACAAGCCGCAGUUUUAAUUUUUUUCAAUACACAUCGCCGUUUCUUACCAGCCAGUUGGCGUAUUGUUAAUUCUUAAUUUAAAUAGUUUGUUGGUUAUUUUAUUUGUUUGCUUUGGACUUUUUGGUGACUAGAAAUAUAAGAUUUUCAUUUGUUUCGUUUUCUCUUUUAAUUUUUCAAAAUGUUGAAGAUAUUAUUAGUGGUUGCGAUUGUUUUUAUCUACACGGCAUAUGCAGCUGUAGUAACAUGCGGACCUAAUGAGGAAUUAAACCGUUGUCCCUCGAACUGCUCUGAUGUUUGUCCAACAAAGAGCGGUGAGUUCACCAACUGCAGACGUCCGAACAGGGAACAUUGCCCGCCUCCGAAAUGCGUGUGUCAAUUUAACUACAGACGAGCUGAGAAUGGAACCUGCAUACCUGCGAGAGACUGCCCUGCAUUCGAUUGUCCUAAUGAAAACGAAGAAUACAAUCCCUGUCCAGGCUACUGCCCUACAGACGACUGCACUCAAGCAACGCCGAACGGAGAAUGCCCUUUAUUUGGUUUAUUCUUAAUUGUUGUUGAAUGUCUACCCACUUGUCAAUGUCAACCGACAUAUUGGAGAAAGGAUGGUGUCUGUGUACCUUACCAACAAUGCAUAGUUAAUAAAGAUUAAAUAAUCCAACUCAUUGUAAUUUAAAAAAUAAAAUGUCUAAUUUACCUAUGAAGUUAUGGAUUAAAAUGUCAACUUGAGUGAUAUUUCAAUAAAUAUCACUCAAAAUCGCACAAACCGUGAAUACAAAAGACCAAAUGAAACAGACAUUAUUGUGUAACACACAUGGGAAGCAAAAACUGAGAUAAAAAUCGGAUAUCCAAAAAUGACAGGAAAACGACAGCAGCAAGGUUUCACCAUUUUACCAGCUUACAUUGGAAGAAUAUACAUUUUUAUACGAAAGAAAAUAUGAUUGAAUUUCAAGCAAAUGCAUUGUAUUUUGGCAAUUGUAGUACCAGUUUAAUUCAACUAUAGUUCAAAUAAUUAUUACCUAUUACGAGUAGUUCCUGAUUUUGUUCCUACAUUUUUUAAUUAAGAACAC
Messenger RNA from Papilio machaon (common yellow swallowtail), 1204 nucleotides. RefSeq names its product inducible metalloproteinase inhibitor protein. The transcript has 3 exons. The coding region runs from base 316 to 786 and encodes 156 amino acids. Lineage: Eukaryota; Metazoa; Arthropoda; Insecta; Lepidoptera; Papilionidae. The record is from RefSeq and is a predicted model, not a curated record.